AUGCUCACUGCAAGGACAGUCCUGCUGCUCGUGGUGCUCCUCACCCUCUCCUCAUGCUCUGAUGCAGCCCCUUACAUUCCAUACGAGUGCUGCUUUGACUACGUAAAGGGCGCUAUUCGGCUGGACAACAUCGUGGAUUUCUACUCAACUCCCAAGGAAUGUUUUCUCCCAGCAAUUGUGUUUGAGACCAAGAAAGGAGGCAAGGUCUGUGCAAACCCAAAGGAGAAGUGGGUGAAGAGAGCAAUUCAAAAAAGGAAAAGCCUUCAUGCCCCAUGA
Messenger RNA from Hirundo rustica (Barn swallow), 276 nucleotides. RefSeq names its product C-C motif chemokine 14-like. Gene Ontology annotation, molecular function: CCR chemokine receptor binding; chemokine activity. The transcript is spliced from 3 exons. The record is from RefSeq and is a predicted model, not a curated record. The coding region runs from base 1 to 276 and encodes 91 amino acids. NCBI's taxonomy places the organism in Eukaryota, Metazoa, Chordata, Aves, Passeriformes, Hirundinidae. Gene Ontology annotation, cellular component: extracellular region. Gene Ontology annotation, biological process: positive regulation of GTPase activity; chemokine-mediated signaling pathway; G protein-coupled receptor signaling pathway.